Microcebus murinus (gray mouse lemur) is the source of this 3741-nucleotide messenger RNA. RefSeq names its product proline rich membrane anchor 1 (gene PRIMA1). The record is from RefSeq and is a predicted model, not a curated record. NCBI's taxonomy places the organism in Eukaryota, Metazoa, Chordata, Mammalia, Primates, Cheirogaleidae.
CGCUGCCCGGAGCCACCGCACCCUGCGCCCCGUGCGAGGGCGUCGCUCGCGGUCCCCGGCUCAGCCGCCCGGGAGGCCCAACCGGCGCGCAAACUUUUGCUCCAGUGCCCGGCGCUCCGCCCGGGCAAGUGAAGCACUCGGGCGCCUGCACAGCCCCCAGGUUCGCCCAGGAGCGGGCGCCGCGGGCCGAGAUGCUCCUCCGGGACCUGGUGCUGCGCCGCGGCUGCUGCUGGCCCUCGCUGCUGCUGCACUGCGCUCUCCACCCGCUCUGGGGCUUCGUGCAGGUGACACACGGGGAGCCCCAGAAGUCCUGCUCCAAGGUGACCGACAGCUGCCGACACGUCUGCCAGUGCCGGCCCCCGCCCCCGCUGCCCCCGCCGCCCCCGCCCCCGCCGCCUCCCAGGCUGCUCUCCGCCCCAGCUCCCAACUCUACCUCUUGCCCCGCUGAGGAAAGCUGGUGGUCGGGGCUGGUGAUCAUCAUUGCCGUAUGCUGUGCCUCCCUGGUGUUUCUGACUGUGCUCGUCAUCAUUUGCUACAAAGCCAUAAAAAGGAAACCACUGAGAAAGGACGAAAACGGCACCAGCGUUGCUGAGUAUCCCAUGAGCUCUUCGCAGAGCAGCAAAGGGGUGGAUGUGAACAACGCGGUGGUGUGAGUCUGCGAGCCUUGGACCUGCCAGCCAGAGGGACACCUUGGUGGCGUAGCGGACAUGGGAAAGCAGGUGGACACGAGCUGACACUGGGCUUGUCCAGGACUUCAUUGCCUUGCAGGCCUGGAGCCUCCCAAAGGAGAAACAAUCCUCUUCCCAGGCUCGCCUCUGGUCUGCCCGGGCAGGGGCAGCUCGGACCAGGCUGAGCCUGGCUGACCCUGCAUGCGGCACCGGGGCAGCCUCCCCACCCGAGACCCUGCGCACCCCUCCUUGUCUGGCGUCUGACCUGCCACCCGCCCGCGGCUGCUGUCUAGAGCACGCGCACUGAUGAAGGCGGGGCCGCUAUUUGCUGGGGCGGGAGGCCUCCCCCUUUGCCAAAAAGACAGGUGGUCCAGGGCCCACUCCCCUUCCUGAAACCCUCUCCUCCUCCCAGGAAGCCCACCUGCUUCUCUGUUGACGUUCCCAGCAGAAGCCAUCGGCAUAGCCAGGAGACAGACGUCCCCUUUCAAAGGUGCUUCCCAUCCAUCUGUCUGCCACCCCGUCUGUGAUUGUCUUCAGUCUUCAGGGCCUGCCUUCUCCCUUCUGUCCCCACUGAUGCAGGGGCCCUCGGCUCCCGACUGCUCGCCAUGGAGAGCUACGAGCCCGGCCGGCGAAUCCCCUCCCGAGCAGACAAAGGGGCUCGUGUACACUGCAGGGUGGUGUCUGGCCUUCCAUGGGCAAAAUGACUCCCUGCAGUCUAAGCCGGGAGCCCCCAGGCAAGGGCAGAGGCCACUCACCUGUUCUCAGACUCAUUCCCACACCUGACCCCAUAGGAACUGAAGCAUCCGUGUGAGCCAGGCCUUGCCUUAGUUGGGCAGAGGCCACCACUGUGCCAAACCCACUGCGGGCACCCUGUACUAGGCUGGCGCCGAGUCUGCCUGACCCCAUGGUACUCAGACCCAAUCCCCGCCUCACCUAGAAGGAGGUGAUCUAAAUGUCUCUUCCCGCGGUCGUAUGCUGUGAAAGUGCUGAGCCCUCCAGGGCGGUUGGAGGAUGAGGGAAUGAACGGGAUGGCAGGAGAGGAACCCUCGAGGCUUGGUAAACCCAACGGACCCGCCCUCGCCCACCUGGCCUGUCUCCCAGGUGGCCACCUGCCCCGUGGGACACAUCAGAGGGUCCAUGGAGACAGCAGCCUUGUGAUCUUGCAUGCCCUGGCAGAUUAGGAGGACACUCCUGACCCUGUGGCUCCCCCACCACCCACGCUUGCUCGAAAGGAACCAGCGCACUGAAUGGUUCCACCCUCAAGCCGCGUAGGGAUGUAGCUGGGUGGACUUGGUCUGCCUCCUAAACCCCCUGUCCUUCUCUGGCAGGUGUUUGGGCUAUAGGUAAGGCUUUCAAACCCAGGGAAGACUGACAGACGUGAAAACCAGUCCCCAUUUGGGCAGAACCUUUAAAUAUCCUAGCACACACAGAUAUGUCUGUGUGUCAUUGUGUCUGUGUGUCAUUGUCCCGCCCCCGGGUCAGUGGGUACAGGCUGCGGACAGGCCAGGGGCACACCCUCCCACAGAGGGUUCUUUUCUUUUCUUCUUUGCCUUCUGUUUGAGGAUUUCUUAGAGGUUUGGAGUUGGAUCUGGCUUUCCCAGUGCGCCUUGGCAUGGGCACAGUGCUGGCGAUGGCUUUCUCUGUUGCCACCCCUGCCCCCAGCCAGGUGAGCACUUUACAGAGCUCUUGGAAUGCAGAGCCAGGUGACAAACAAACCAGAGGAUGUGGGUCAGUGGCAGGGCAGGGGUAGGAAACCCCGCAGACCUGGCCCCAGGGCACACUCUACCCCACUGGAGGCCCAGAGUUUGCGAUUAGCCUAAUCCUAAUCUGCAACCUCCUGGCGCCUGCAGAACCCCGUGCCUGCACCCCAAGCAACACCUGGGCAGGACCUCGGCCCUGAACACACACGCUGUGGGCUUCACCAGGAGAAAAUGCCUGUGCCUUGGCUGGUCGGAAGCUCGGGAGUGAUCAGAGGGCCACUUCGGCCAGAGGGGAGACUUCAGUCUAAGGAACCAUGGAGUGCCGGCAGCUUGCGCGCUCACCCACUGGGUCCCACCCACACGACCUUGGCUUAAAUUGAGGAGGCUCCAAUUUUGUCAUUAGCCUAAUCCUCAGCCCCAGGCGAGGCUCCCUGGUGGGGAACCACAGCUGAGCCAUCAUCAUGCUUUGGGGCCUGUGCCCCUUCCCUGAGCCACUGGCACACCCGGCUCCAGUUUGCGCAUAAAUGUACACUCAGUUGGGUUUGUGAAACCUCUUCUCACCUGGUGGGUGAAAACCGGUUUUUAAAAAGGAUUCGCUGAGGACCAACCCCUGAGACCCAGAACCAGAUACUCGCAAGAUGCAUCUCGUGGGCAGCAAGAGUCCCGCCAGAUUUUUAGCGUAGGAGACUGAAUCGCACUGAAGACCACGCCCGCCUAGCAUCUGAGCUUAGACCUUUGACUUAAAAUGAAUCCCCAACCCCUGAACGCAGACCGAGAUCCUCAGGCCGGUUGGAGCUCAGAGGCUGCGAAUGAAGUGCACAUUCCUCCCCGUUCUCUCGAAUAGAUCUUUCCCAGCCUUCUCGUAGUUGAGCCCAAGUUUGGAACUCGGUGAGACGUAGGGUCUCCCAGAGGUUUCAGGUGUUCCCGAGAAGCUUCUAAGGGAAGUGUUUGGAAGAAAGACAAAUAGGUGUAAAAAUAUAAACAUAUAUAUUAUAAAUAGUUACAUAUAUAUUUAAAGAGAUAUCUAUAUGUGUAAUCACCGUACUCUCUGCAUCCGUACCGCGUGUGAGUCCAGCCGCCCCGGUAGUGCAAGACGUGCAAUGCAUGAGUGUAAAUACCCGACGUCUGCCUUCUUGGCCGUGUGCCGUGUGCCAUGUGCCGUGUGCCGUGUGCGGGGGGAUGACGCUUGUCCCUGGGAGUUCUCUCAACGGGCAAGUGCACAAGUCGACGCGGUCUCGUCCGCCAGCUAGCCGUGAAUGUGGACUUUGUGCUGGGACUUUGGUACCGGCAGCGUCGGGGUGCGCUGUAUGCUACUUACGAGGAAGACAGCACCAUGACUUUUUUAUUUUCAAUAAAACUAUACUUAUAAAGAC